Molecule: messenger RNA, 4663 nt
Organism: Spodoptera frugiperda (fall armyworm)
Lineage: Eukaryota; Metazoa; Arthropoda; Insecta; Lepidoptera; Noctuidae
Gene: Zip99C
Product: zinc transporter ZIP13 homolog
Exons: 8
Coding region: 463-1644 (393 amino acids)
Biological process (GO): zinc ion transmembrane transport; intracellular zinc ion homeostasis
Cellular component (GO): membrane
Molecular function (GO): zinc ion transmembrane transporter activity
Source: RefSeq, a predicted model, not a curated record
UUAUGACAGUCGCUCGGAUAUAUUCGUUCAUCGCAUGUCCUUUCAUCGCAUUGUUUUGUAAUGGUCUUUGGCGGGGUGUCAAUGAUAUUCGUAUAAUAUUUUUAGUGCGCAAAAUAACGAAAAUAAUUUAAUUUUGUGAAAGAUCAGUGACUUAACAGUCUUUGUUCUAAUAUCAUACAAAGAUAAGGACAAUAUCGGUCGGACGUUCUGAGUCUCAGUGUAGAUUAGUUCGUCUGGUCUCGGGCAUCUUGCUUUAUCUCGGAGAACUCGGAAAUGCGAACAUCUCCAGCGUACUGAUACUGAUUAUAUUCAGUUCAUCGCGCGAAACAGUAUCCGCCGGUCGUUUCGAUGAUGUAUCGGUAGUACAGGCAGCUUAGACGUUGAAAAAAAAGUUGCUUUGUGAGUUUUGAAAAAAGAACUCUAGUUUUAUUCUAUAUUCGAUUUAAAUCGCGGGAAGACGCAAUGGCGUUGUCGGGCUUUUUACCGGAGUACAUGUACAGUUUUGUGGACCAACUAGAUGAGCAUCCAUGGCUGUUUUCUGGCCUGGCUUCUGUCCUGGUCGGUCUGAGUGGCAUAUUCCCGUUGCUGGUCAUUCCACUGGACGCCACAGACACCUUCACAGAUGGCCCUGGAGCCUCUACAUUAAGGAUACUGCUAAGUUUUGCAGUGGGCGGACUAUUGGGAGACGUGUUCCUACAUCUCCUACCAGAAGCGUGGCAGAAUGAUUUAAAUAAUACUAAACCUGGCGAGCACGUCUCCUUAAAAAGCGGACUAUGGUGCCUAACAGGCAUGCUAGUCUUCAUCGUAGUAGAGAAGCUAUUCGCAGCCACGGAAAAUGAAGAAGAAGAAGAAUCUAAAGAACAGGAGACUAUCAAACAGAAUGGUUCUGCUAAAAUAAAAGAGAUUGAAAUAGAAGAGAUUGAGAAACUCCUGAGAGUUGAGAGGAGGCAGAGAGGAAAGAGUAUCGGUGAGGGAAUCUGUGACAGCAAUGGUAUCGUGAGUGCUAAGGAGUUGUAUGAUACCUGCGUGUUCAAUAAUAAUACUAAAGGUGUAUGCUGCAACUCGGUAGUGAACCAGAACGGGUCGGUCCGGUGCAACAACAAGGGCAACCGGUGGAUGGGCCGCUGUCUGCUGCGCGAGGCGCGGGAACAGGCGCUCAAAGCCACCAAGGAGAAGAGUAAUAAGAAAGAUGUGGCCGGCUACCUGAACCUGAUGGCCAACUCGAUCGACAACUUCACGCACGGCCUGGCGGUGGGCGGCUCCUUCCUCGUCGGGUUCCGGGUCGGCGUGCUCACUACCUUCGCUAUAUUAGUACACGAGAUUCCUCACGAAGUUGGAGAUUUCGCGAUCUUGCUGAAGAGUGGCUUCUCGCGGUGGGAGGCAGCUAAAGCACAGUUGGCUACGGCGGCAGCUGGUCUGAUCGGCGCCAUGACAGCUGUGAUCUUCAGUGGAGCCAGGAACUCUAUUGAGGCAAAAACAUCCUGGAUAGUCCCAUUCACAGCGGGUGGCUUCCUCCACAUCGCACUAGUGACGGUGUUGCCAGACUUACUGAGAGAACCAGACAAGAUCCAGUCACUUAAACACUUGGGAGCUCUUGUGUCAGGUAUUGUUAUCAUGGCGUUCAUGACCUACUACUUCGGAUAAACAUUCAUAGUACUUGUUAUAAUGUAGAGGGGUUCUUGGUCAAAGGAAAAAACUACCAAAAAUUGGUAGUUUAUGUAGAACUUGGUAGAAAGUUGCUGUUGUUAAUUUUGCGAAAUAUUUAUUACAUUUUUACUUAUUUGACCAAUUACUACACAAUUAUUAUGCUCUUGACUUAAUGGUAGAGUGAUGGAAUUAUCAAUACUAUUGCUAAAGUUUUAUUUAAAAACUUAAUGAUUGUGACACCAAGUUCAUUACUUUUGCUUCAAAUUUGUGCACAGACACCGCUCACCCUUACCAAGAGCCCCCACAAAGUUGUAAAUAAUGUCACAGUGGCUAUAAACUUAGGAAUCAUAUAUUUUUAUAUUCUUAAGAUUUAAUCGUCCGGACGGACACUAAAUGAGUAUUAAUAUUUUUGAAUUUAACUUAGACUGUGAACUUGUCGAAAUUAAGUUAAAACUGUACUGUAGGAUAGGUUUAUAAAUACUCUGAUAACGUAUUUAAGUGAUACGUAAAGUCUUAUUGUCGUACUCAGAGACAUUUAAUGAUUACUUAAACUAUUACUUAGUCACGAUUUUGUUCAGAAAACAAUAGCUAAGGACUGGGUUAAGUAACCAUAAACUGACUCUGAGUACGACACAGUUAGGAACAUUUUUACAGUUGUAACUGGCAACACUAAUAGUGUUGCUAGCUUCACUCGACAUCAAAAUUUUGGUAGAAUAUUUAAAUCUUAUCAAAUGUCAAUUUUGAAGUUUGUUUCCAUGAUUCGAAUAUAAUUGUUUAUUUUCUAAUGUUUUAUUCAAAUAACUAUAACGAUAUUAUCAUUAGAACUUGAAACGGGAUAUUUACCAUGUUUAUUAGUUUUUGUGAGUUUCCGAUAUUUCGGUAGUGUUGCAAGCGCCAUGAUCAUGGAUGAACUGUCUUAAGUUCUAUCCCGUCUUAAGUUCUAAUGAUAGUGUUAGUGACCAUAUCAGUUUAAAAACUUAUAUUACGAUAUUGAUACUAGCUGGCUAAUAUCAAAUAAUUAUGUACUCCAAUAAAUAAAUGUACAAAUAUACAUAGGUUACGUUCCACUUAUUAAAACCAAAUCACACUAUGUUAUGUAGUUCUAAGUUAUUUAGUUUUAGGAGAUACUAUAUCCUUAUGCGAUCUCCAAUAAUGUCAUUAUAUAUUAAAAUAUGAAAAAAAAAUAUAGAGAAAGUCAUUAAAAACAACUUGCUUCAAACCCCUUAUAAUUUGGAAUUAGUUGUUAAUUAUAAUUCAAUCAAUUGAUUUGUAAAUUAUUGUAAAUAUUACACCAUUAAGGAAUUUCGGAGACUCAUUGAAUUUACAUUUGUUUAAUACAAGCAAAACAUAUACAAGUCGUUACAUAGAGUGGUUUCACAACCUCUAGUUAAGUUUCUAUUUAAUUUAUAUACUUGGUUGAUAUUUAGACUUGUAUAAUCUGUCUUACUGUCGCAUUCAGACACAUUUAAUGAUUACUUAAACUCUUCUUUAGUAAUGAUUGUGUAUAGAAAUCGAUUGCUAAGGUAUUCCUUAAUAGGUUAAGUAACUUUACCACUAGGUUAAAUAACCACUAGUUAAGCUAACCAGUGCUGUCAAUAACCAGUGAGUACAGCUGUUUGUCCACAGAUUUGGAUUUGAGAUAAGUUUAGGCUGUUUAAUAAAUUAGUCUUUACCGCCAUACUCACGAGUCAUUUAAUGGUUACUUAAUCCAAUCUUUAGCAAUUGUUUUCGAUACAAAAUCGUUACUAAGAAAUAGUUUAAUUGUCUCUAAGUGCGGCAGUAAAUAUCUGUCAGCUAAUAUAACCUUAAUUACACAUUAUAAAAUAAACCCUAAAUAUUAUAAAUUGAUUAUUUGACCAUCCAAAGAGUAUCACGAGGUCUCCACUUUAAAAUUAUACUUUAGUCCCCACUAGUUAUAGUACAAACUCCACUGUUUAAUUAAUGUGAUAGUUGUCUAGUUAAAUCAUAUUUUUUUGUUAUAUCAACUUAUAUAUUCGGUGCAGUUAUUUAUAAAUGGUGGUUUAUCAUGAACUUAUUAUUAGUAGACCGUUUUAAUGAUACAUUAAAUAACUUUUAAAUGUAUUUUACCCCUAUAAUUACUAUUUAAUAUCAUAAAUAUGCAAUAUUGUUGACUUUCUUAAUACCGUAAAACGGGGUGAAUAGAAUUCAAAGGGUGAAUAGAUACAGGGAAGGGGUGAAUAGAUGUUAGAAUAUGUUCCCAAUAUAUAUUCAUCCCAAUUCUCUAUCUAUUCACCCCGAAUUCAAGUUUCAUUGUAGUAAUAGUUUUUUAAAUAAAUAUAGUUUCGUUUACUAUUUGUAAGUUCAUGAUAUUCUGCAAAAUCUUGUUAUUUUCUUUAUGUAAAUACAUAAUCACUCCAUAGUACACACUUAAUCAUGAACUGUAAUGCAUUUUAGUUAGUUUUAGUCGUUUAUCAUAGAUUGGUAAUAUAAAAUUAAGGGUAAGAGGUGAUAAUAAUGUUAGAAAAACAUGUUGUGGAUCACUUGAAAUGAAAUGCCGUAAAACGGGGUGAAUAAAAUUCAAGGGGUGAAUAGAUGCUGGGAAAAUAACUGUGUCUAUUCACGCUUUGAAUUUUAUUCACCCCGUUUUACCGUUAGUGACAUUUGUCAGUAAAAUUUUCUAUUGGACGUAUUUUUUACUGUAAAUAUACUACUAAUAUAAUUACGUACUUCAACACCAUUGCCAAUCUAUACAUACUUAGCUAGUAUACGUAGCGAGUGCAUUUAAAUCAGUUUAUUCGAAUUAUACUACGUCAAUUCUGUAACAAUUUUAGGUGUUUUCUUGUCUUUACAACUCACAAAUUAUACGUAAGAUUAAUAUUUGAAUCGGUCACCAAACUGCACUUGUUAUUUAAUGAAAUAUAAUCGUGUAUCUACAAUGAGUAGCCAUUAAAGUAUAAUGUGAUAAAUAAUGCCAUUUACGAGUAUUUUUGUCGUUUCUACGACUUUAUUAUUAAGUGAAAAAUGUUAAAAAAGUCAAUAAAAACGUAUCAGUCAA